Molecule: messenger RNA, 962 nt
Organism: Symbiodinium necroappetens
Lineage: Eukaryota; Dinophyceae; Suessiales; Symbiodiniaceae
Source: the annotation of a GenBank genome assembly
GCCUCAACAACUGCGCCAACAUCGCAGGAGACGACCUGAGUGUGGAGGUCCUCGUGGCGGCAGCAGAUCGUUGGGCUCUGGCCACGUCUAUGAAGCCCAGUAACGAGCUCGAGACCUAUCACUGCAAAGUGCAGCGUGUACUGUCCAGCCGCGUGCUACAACACUUUGCGGACCUUCGCAAAUACUUCGGCUCCAUCAGCGACAUCUGGAAGGAGGUGGAUCCACAGCUUUGCAACAACCGGAAGCUCGUGGACGCCCUCGCCGCCUGGGAAGUCGCCUGGGAACUAGGCAACCGCUCCCUCCUCAAGAAGGAUGUUUUGCAAUGCUUCAGCAGCUGCGCUGCGAUGACUCUGGAUGCCCAGCGACUCGCUCCGUCUCUGCCCCGGCUCAUUGACACCCGAGACGCAGAGCUCUUCCUGAUUUUGCCCCGGCUGGUGCUUCUCAACGCCCUGCGAGCUCCGAACCAGUCCGGUCUCCUCCGUGAGCUCCUGCCCCACCAGUUUGCAGAAUGUGCGGAGGCCGAGGGAAAGGAGGAGCACCGCGAGGACGACCGAGCUGCAGGCAAGGAGGCGGAGUUUUCGAGCCGGCUGUCCGAGCUGAAGCAAGGCUUCCAAGAGGUGCAGAAGUCCCUCCUCCGAGCCUCGGAGCGCUCGGACCGGGACUUUCUGACGCGCCGGGUGAUCUCGGGCCCCGGGGCCGAGACGGAGGGCGACGAGCCGCUCCACAACUUCCUGCUGACUCUUGAAGGCCUCAGUGUGGAGCUGCAGCGAUACCGGCCGACAGACUGGAAUCAGACCUGUUCGGCGCUACUAGAGUGCAUCGAGGCCGCCUCUGGACGGGAGGUCGGGCACGCCCCGGCCCUGCGGCUUCCAAGUGACUUGACGGAGGACUCCCAGGAGAAUCAGCCUGACUUUGAACCUUCUGCUUCCCUGAGACGAGCCAUGAGACCUUGGUGUUUUUGA